UUGAGUGCUCUAACCAUGGAAACGGUGGACGUGAAAAACCCACCCAGGAAGCGGGCCCUGCCUGAAGGCGAUCAGGAUGAGGCGGAGGACGUUAAAAGGCAGAAAGUCUCGGAGGAACCCCUGGCAGAAAGGGACCAUCCUGAGCAGGAAGCCGAAGCUGGCCUGGAACAGCCCCUCAGCCCUUCGGUAGAAGAGUCCAAGGGAGACGCCAUCUUGAACGAAGGAAGUCCAGGCCAAGAAGAUGAGAAUGAAUUGGUAGAAAGCGACGGGGAACGUGAGCCGGAGAAAUUUGCAGAUUUGAUGAAACACGGCCUGAUGGAGCAGGAUGUCGGCAUCCAAAAGUUUGCUAGUUCGCACCAGGGCUUUUUAGGGAUAUUAAAAGAGAGAUACUCUGAUUUUGUGGUUCAUGAAAUAGGAAAAGAUGGAGCUGUCAUUCAUUUAGAUGAUUUCACGGUGCCCGUAGAUAAGGAGGAUCCUCCGGAAGAGAUCUACACGGUGUUAUCAGCGGAAGAGAAACAGCGUCUGGAAGACCUUCAGCUUUUUAAAAACAAAGAAAGUAGCGUUUCCAUUGAGGUAAUUGAAGACACUAAAGAGAAAAGGACAAUUAUACACCAGGCUGUAAAAUCUUUAUUUCCAGGAUUAGAGACCAAAACAGAGACCCAGGAUGGGAAAAAGUGCAUUGUGGCUUACCACGCAGCUGGGAAAAAAUCCCUUGCAAAUCCUAGGAAGCAUUCCUGGCCCAAGUCCAGGGGAAAUUACUGCCAUUUUGUCUUAUACAAAGAAAACAAGGACACCAUGGACGCCAUCAACGUGCUCUCCAAAUAUUUAAGAGUUAAGCCAACCAUAUUUUCUUACAUGGGAACCAAAGACAAAAGAGCUAUUACAGUUCAAAAGAUAGCUGUUCUGAAAAUCACCGCACAGAGACUAGCUCAUUUAAAUAAAUGCUUAAUGAACUGCAAGCUUGGAAACUUCAGUUACAAGAAUCACCCCCUGAAAUUGGGAGAAUUGCAAGGAAAUCAUUUCACAGUGGGUCUUAGAAAUAUAACAGGGACUGAUGGUGAAGUUCAGCAAGCUAUGCAGUCCCUCAAGGAAAUUGGAUUUAUUAAUUAUUACGGCAUGCAGAGAUUUGGAACUACAGCUAUUCCUACAUUCCAAGUGGGAAGAGCUAUCCUGCAGAGCAACUGGAACGAAGCCAUCGAUUUGAUACUCAAGCCACGUCCAGGAGUUGAAAGGGGUUCCUUGGUAAAAUGUCGGGAAGAAUGGGCGAGGACGAAAGAUCCCGCCGCAGCCUUCAAAACACUGCUGAACAAAAGAUGUGUGGAAGGGCAGCUACUGUGGGGGCUUUCUAAAUACGGACCGAAAAAUAUAGUCUCUGCAUUUAACAUGAUAACAAGAAAUUAUCGUUUGAUGUACAUUCAUAGCUACCAGAGUUAUGUCUGGAACAACAUGGUGAGCGAAAGAAUAGAAGAAUAUGGGCUGAGAGCAGUUCCAGGGGAUCUGAUACUCAAAGGAGGCACAGCUGUCCAUAUUGAAGAAGGGGAUGUCGACAAUUACACCAUCCAUGACAUUGUGAUGCCGCUGCCUGGUUUUGAUGUGAUUUAUCCAAAGCAUAAAAUUGGGGAAAGCUACAAGGAAAUGCUAGUUAGUGACAACUUGGAUAUCAAUAACAUGAAGCACAAAAUUCGAGACUACUCAUUGUCUGGGGCUUACCGGAAGAUUAUUAUCCGACCUCAGAGUGUGAGCUGGGAACUGAUCGAAUACGAUGAUCCUAAAAUCCCGUUAUUUACUACGGACUUGGAUAAGCUGGAAGGAAAACUACCUCCUGCCCUCGCAAGAGCAGGCAAAUACAAGGCUCUGAAGAUGGAGUUCUCCCUCCCGCCAUCCGCUUAUGCCACAAUGGCGAUCCGAGAAGUGCUCAAAUUGGACACCAGCAUCAAAAGUCAAUCACAGUUAAACACAACCUGGCCUCGCUAAUGCUUUUCAGGGACUGGAUGAGGUUUCAACAUGCAGUCUGUUUCUCCUUGACUCAUUUUAUCUUACCCACAUAAUUUCUAAUCGAGAUGUAUUUUUGUAUUAGUUGGAAAGACGUUAUUUCGGCUGGGCGGUCCAAUUUUAAUUUUGUUUUUUAAACAGUUUGAAACAAAAUAUGGUGCUCCCUACAGCAGAAUUCAAACCACUGAUUGGCUUCGUUAGCUCGGAAACGUUGCAUUCUCUUAUGGAAGGACACAGGUCUUCUUGAACACGAUACAGAUUAAAACUGCAAAUAUGUUUAAUUCUGCAGUUCAGGAAUAUUAAACGUCAUAACGUUACCAUUGAAUACAUGCCUGUAUCCAAUGAACAGAUUUUGUUUAGCCUUAAGAAUGCUGAUAGAGCCUGCUUUUACUGUUGGCCAAAUGUUCACCUCUUUUCCAGCUGCUUUGAUUUGAUUUCUGGCAUUAUUAAAUAUCUGUUUUUUUUCAUAAGAUGCAAACUUGGAAAGACGCCAAUAGCCAAUAACAGAAGUAGUUAUGUCAACAAACAUUUUAUGGUUUGUCUGUUGCUGGCAACAGAUGAACUGGGAAAUACCUGCACCCUGACUUAACAGGAUUAAAUACCCGUUCUGAAUU
Messenger RNA from Protobothrops mucrosquamatus (brown spotted pit viper), 2606 nucleotides. RefSeq names its product pseudouridine synthase 7 (gene PUS7). Gene Ontology annotation, cellular component: nucleus. Bases 16 to 1974 code for a protein of 652 amino acids. The transcript is spliced from 15 exons. The record is from RefSeq and is a predicted model, not a curated record. Gene Ontology annotation, biological process: pseudouridine synthesis. Lineage: Eukaryota; Metazoa; Chordata; Lepidosauria; Squamata; Viperidae. Gene Ontology annotation, molecular function: pseudouridine synthase activity; RNA binding.